UGCGCUGGUGGGCGGGCACCGGCUGCAAACCCAGCCGGGCUCUCGCCGCGGGGCCAGGCCAGGGAAGGGCCAUUUCCUUCCCACGCCAGGAGCCCGCCCUCCGCUCCGCCCGGGAACCGGCCGGCGGGGGCGGCCAGGCGGAUCCGCCCGGGCCCCGGAGCAGCGGUGAGCGAGGCCGGGGAGGGGGAAGAACAGCUGCGCUUGGCCGGGUAAUCUAGGGAAUUAUUUGCAGUCUGGAAGGUGGUUCUCGGUGCUGCCGCUUGUUGGGUCAGAAAGAUGCCUGCUCCAAGAUCAGAAUUUUGGAACUACGUCCCGGAAGAAAUCCUUGUCCAUAUAUUUUACUACCUGUCUCUCCGAGAUAGAUACACAGCCUUCCAAGUGUGCAAACAUUGGGCCGCAGCUGUUUCCGCGAGCUCCGUGUGGCAUUUCACAGAGAUCAGCUGUGAUUCGGAGAACGAGGAGGGCAUGCUGCAGAGUUUACACCAGUUCCUGAGCCAGAUCAAACACCUGAGGAUUGUGUUUGAUCAGUCCAAGGAGAUAAAUCGGAAGAAUGUCACCCACAUUCUAGACAUGUUGGCCGGACAGAACCACAAGCUGCAGAAGCUGUGCAUCAUGUGCAAAGGGGAGAACCCUUAUUUCUACUCUGGCCAGGACAUCCUGCAGAGCAUACGAAAGAUAUGCCAGAGAGAAAACCAAAUAGACCUUCAGCAUAUUGAUUUCCGGAGAAUGCCGUUCACUCUGGAUGACGGGCUUGUUGGACUCAUAGCCACCAGCAGCCCAAACCUGCGCAGCUUGUUCAUCAACAACCGCACUCUGGUUUGCAACGUGAAGCCAGAAACCAUCCAAGAGGUUCUGAAUGUAUGUCCUAAGUUGUCUACCUUGGGAGUCUACUAUGCCAGCCUGUCUAAUGAUGUGUUUGCGGAACUGAUCAAGCCAGAGAGAGGGGCUUUCACACGCUUAGAUAUUUUUUGUGAGCGCUUGGACAAAUAUAUUCCAGUCAUCUCUGAAGAGCUUUGGGCUGCCGUGAUCCAGAAGCAUCCUCAACUCUGUGUAGACCUGGAGUUUGAUCACACAGUCCCUGCCUGGAAGAUACCACGCAUCCUAAAGCCCAAUAUACCCGUGGGUACUUUACAACUGAAUACUUUUACAUACAUGGUGCACCAGGUGAGGUUUGUCACCAGCAGUUACAGCAGGACCUUAACCAGGCUGGUGCUCCACACGACCCCCUCGGACGAUUUGAACGCCUCGCUAAUAGACCUGGCGAGGAAGUGUGUCAAUCUAACAGAGAUUCACUGUUACUGUGUGGUUAGUCAGGAAGUGGUAGAUACCUUCCUCGUACACUGCCCCAGUCUGAAACGAUACACUCUCAAGAUUACCAAAGAACGUCACCCCUGGAAACCGACAGUAGUUCAGUGACGUACCUGUUUCGACUGAAGCCAGUUUGAAAAAAAAUAAUAAUAUGCGGAUACAAAGAUUCCAAGUGAAUGGAGUUUCAGAGAUUUUAGGGUAAUGCCUCAAAAACCACAUCCCAUACUACAUCAUCAUCAUCAUCAGGAAUCCCUCACAGUCGAGGAUGAUUGUCUUUUCACGGAUUGUCCCUUUCAAAUUAUCUGUGGGUCUGCUGAUGGCUGAUAAGGCCUAUUCUGGAGCCACAGACUCUGCCACAUUACAGACGUGUUUCCGAGCAGGACGGGUGAACCUGGGGUAUUGGUUCGGGCUAUCGCAGACUCUUUCUGUUGCUUCCAUACUACUUACACACUCACAUUCAGACACACACAGGAACGUUCUCUCUCCAACCCCAGCCCGACUGCUGUAGAAAGCACAAUUUCUCUUGCUUUGCGGUAGAAAUGGAGCACUUAAAGACAAUCAGCAAAGGGUUUUAAAAGAAAGGGGCUAGUGCUUUGUUUGUUUGUUUGUUUAUUACAUAUAAAGAAAGCAUGAUAUUUAUGGGUUCCCCCCCACCCUCCCCGGCUUUUUAAUUAGCUUAGAAACAUCAGGAAUGUCAUGUUUGCUCUUGGUAUUUCUGGAGGACCUCGGGGGUGGUGAUGAUGAUUUAUUUAUUUACCACUUACAUUGUGAUAACAUCCACAGGACAACCAGGUUGCGGCCUCAUAGUAUUAGGUGCCGUAGAACACCUUAAAUGAAGGGGUGAGGCUGUUGAAACAUUAACAAAGACUUUAUUUAUCCAGAAUGUUAAUUAGUCAUUUGAGUUAAAUAGGUGCUAGCAAAAAUGUACAAAAACCAAAGCGUUUUAAAGAGUGUGACUAAAAACCCAUUCCCAAUGUUCCUUGUCUUGGCUCUUGUGCCAGCACUUCACUAGUUCUCCAGUCAGCAAACCUUCCAUCCUAGAUAGGGCCUGAAUUUCUAGUGUAAAAUAAAGGCAGGGAAACAACCCUUAAAAUAGUAACGCAUAUGCCCUAUUAAUCUUCCUGGCUGAGCAUUCUUUUCCUUGCAGCAAAAUGCAAUUUCCAGAUGAUGGUUUGAGUAUCUCAUGCGAAGACCUCAAAGAAAACCAUUUCCGAGCUAACUGUGCCUUUGUUAUCCCUGGCAUCACUUUGGAAAAGCACGAAUGCUAAUGACACUCACGUUCUCCUCAGUCUUUUCACAAGGGAGCUUUCACUCUUUCAGGAGUGAUAGUUACUUCUCACUUCAACAAAAUAUCCCACAAUCCCACUUCUAUGUGAGAUGAUGUGUGUGUUCAUCAGUCGAAUGUGUCAGAGAUCCCUGGUGUAUAUUGGAGAGAGAUUUUUAAAGCUUGAUUUGGUUUGAAAUGAUCCUGGGCUCUGAUUACAUUGUCAUCAAGUGCCCAGGAAACAACAUGUAGUGGACUGUGUUAACACAACAAAUAAAGGGCGAGAUUGUGGUGCGUUUACUUACCCGAGUGAGCAACAAGUCAUGUCCCAUGGAAGCCAACGAGAGUACUCGCAUGAGUAAGUGCUCACCAACAUGAAUAAGGGCUUCAGAGUCUGGGGCAAAUGAAUCCAGCUGCUCAUAACUAGCAGUGGGUGAAACACCUGGAAUAAUAAUAAAGCAGAUUGUGGCACCCAGGGCCUAUCUAUUUUCAUCAUCUAUUUUCACCCAAUCCAGAGCUGUUUAUCCAAAGUUCACUGAACUCUGGGAUUCAGAUAAUGUGGGACUCGGCUUUGGUUUUGCCCAGCCUGACUAAGGUUUGGCAUGCUUAAAACCAGCCUUGAUUUUGCCCAUCUGGGGCUGCCAAUGUUCAGAACAGGGAGCUCCUAACUAAUGUUUAAACUCAGUACCUUCACAAUCGAUUGUCGGUGCUUCCUGCCAUCCUGCAAACAUGCCAGCCAGGUAUUUUCUUAAUUCAUUUAAGUGAUUUGUUAACCUCCCAGCCUAAGGUGUACAGCGUGUGUUCUCUUUGCAUGACGCUGCAUGUUUAUUCACAGCAUUGUGCGAUCGGCUGCAGUGCAUUUUAAUUCUGUGCAUUGUUCUCUGGGGCUGGUGAUGCCGUUGCAUUGUGCUGAGUUUUUAAGAGUGUGAACAGCACUGCUGAUGUGACUGAGUGGGGGCCUACUCUCAGCUGGACCUGGAUGAAACUAAAUGGUUCAGUCUUCCUGUGACCCACACGCACGGCAAGACAGGCAUAUUGAAAGAGAUGGAGUUAGUGUAACUAAAACAUUGAAAAACAAUGCAAGAUUCACCCAGUUCCCUGGCAAUGGAUGGAUACUCCAGUAAUGUGCCAGCAUUCCUGACUAAACUGUGGACACUGGUGGAAGAUCCUGAAACAAACCAUCUAAUUUGCUGGAGCACUGUAAGUAAAGCUAAUACCGGAGGUCACUUAAACUGCACGGGACAGAAGGACAAAAACAAGUCUAAAGCAUCUAAAAGAUGAUAUUCUGUAGCUUUAUCUAGCACUUUACAUUUUCAAAGUACCUUGCCAGCGUUAGCUGGAAAAGAGUGAAUGUUCUUUAGAGAGACUUUUAUAGAUACUGGAAUAUUAUGCUUGUUUGUGUUAGACAGGCCAAGGUUUUCCAAGUGACUAAUGAUUGUGGUGGUGGUGGGGGGGGAUUCUUGGUUUUGGGUUUUUUUGGGGUUUUUUUGUGUGUCCAGCUUGACACCUUAAAUGGGCCUGAUUUUCUGAAAAUAAGUGCCAACCCUCUGAAAAUCAAGCUCCUUUAAAGGGUCUCAGGUUGGGCCCUCAAAUCACUAGUCGCUUUUACUAAGCACUUGAACUAGUAUGUAUGUGGACACGGUGACAUGCAUAUCUAUUGGCAGUUUGGUUAUUUUUAUUUUUAAUAGGUUUGUUUGUUUUAUUUUUGUGAUGUUUCUUACUGUUUAUCAUUUGGGGCUUUUAAACGCUAAGUGCAAUUAAAGGACUAACGUUGUUUGACUCUAGCAUUUUGAAAUCAUAUUGUGCACUUGACUUUAUUAACAGUUGUUUCAAAUAGACAUGAUUUAUUUUUCAGCAGAGAAUUAUCCAGUAUGUUGUUUAUAAACUCACUUUCCACAAAAGGAACUAUAAUUAAAGCAUACUUUACAAAAAAAUA
This is a messenger RNA of Mauremys mutica (yellowpond turtle), 4508 nucleotides long. RefSeq names its product F-box and leucine rich repeat protein 8 (gene FBXL8). The transcript has 3 exons. Lineage: Eukaryota; Metazoa; Chordata; Testudines; Geoemydidae. Gene Ontology annotation, molecular function: protein binding. Bases 277 to 1416 code for a protein of 379 amino acids. The record is from RefSeq and is a predicted model, not a curated record.